UCGGAACUUUCCAGGCAAAGACUAGCUAGGCCCUUUGCCUCCAACCGACGCCGUGCCUGCCGCCCGCCUGGGACCCCACCAGGGCCGGGAGAUCCCGCUCUCCCCCCCGCCCCACCGCCGGGCACCGACGCCCCAACUUUUUACGCGCGGUCUGCGCCGCACGACUGGCUGUCGGGCUCCUGUCCUAAGGGGCGUGCGCAUCUUCCGCGUGCCGGCCGCGCCGCGUCCUCUCGGCUGGCCGCCCUGCUCCCGGGACCCGCUGAGGGGCUGGUGUGAGCCAGGAUCGGCCGGGCCCUCGCCUGUUGCCAGCGCUCCGAGUCCAUCCUCGGGGAGGGGCCCGAGUCUCCAAAAGUCAGGGCAGCCCUGUCCUUUUCCUUCCGCACGCGGGCGCGUGUGGCGGGUCGGCGGGGCGACCGCCGGCGGAGGAGCGGGGCGCCGUCGGUGCAGCGCGCCAUGGCGGGCUGCUGCUGCUUGUCUGCCGAGGAGAAGGAGUCGCAGCGCAUCAGCGCCGAGAUCGAGCGGCAGCUUCGCCGCGACAAGAAGGACGCGCGCCGCGAGUUCAAGCUGCUGCUGCUGGGAACUGGUGAAAGUGGCAAAAGCACCUUUAUCAAGCAAAUGAGAAUCAUCCAUGGGUCUGGUUACAGCGAUGAAGAUAGAAAGGGGUUCACGAAGCUGGUUUACCAGAACAUAUUUACCGCCAUGCAAGCCAUGAUCAGAGCCAUGGAUACCCUGAGGAUACAGUAUGUGUGUGAGCAGAAUAAGGAAAACGCGCAGCUCAUCAGAGAGGUGGAGGUGGACAAGGUCGUGGCCCUCUCCGGGGAGCAGGUGGCGGCCAUCAAGCAGCUGUGGCGGGACCCGGGGAUCCAGGAGUGCUACGACAGGAGGAGGGAGUACCAGCUGUCGGACUCCGCCAAGUAUUACCUGACGGACAUUGACCGGAUCGCCAUGCCAUCAUUCGUGCCAACACAGCAAGACGUGCUUCGUGUCCGAGUGCCCACAACUGGCAUCAUCGAGUAUCCGUUUGACUUGGAAAACAUCAUCUUUCGGAUGGUAGAUGUUGGUGGCCAGCGAUCUGAAAGACGGAAGUGGAUUCAUUGCUUUGAGAGUGUCACCUCCAUAAUUUUUUUGGUUGCUCUGAGUGAAUAUGACCAGGUCCUGGCUGAGUGUGACAAUGAGAACCGCAUGGAAGAAAGCAAAGCCUUAUUUAAAACCAUUAUUACCUACCCCUGGUUUCUGAACUCAUCUGUGAUUUUGUUCUUAAAUAAGAAGGAUCUUUUGGAGGAGAAAAUCAUGUACUCUCAUCUAAUUAGCUACUUUCCAGAAUACACAGGACCCAAGCAGGAUGUCAAAGCUGCCAGAGACUUUAUCCUGAAGCUUUAUCAAGAUCAGAAUCCUGACAAAGAGAAAGUCAUCUAUUCUCACUUCACAUGUGCCACAGACACAGAGAAUAUCCGCUUUGUGUUCGCUGCUGUGAAAGACACAAUUCUCCAACUCAACCUGAGGGAAUUCAACCUGGUGUAGAAGCUGCUGCCCACUUCUCACCCAUUCCCCGAGACAGAACCUGCAAGCUCCUCACAUUUUAUUUGCAAGUGCUCGUGACAUCAACCCACCCCCUGGCAGCACCAAGUCCAUCACGCAGGCCACAGGGACAGGUGAUGGACCUUGUGAGAUAUUUGAGUAAAGCAAACUUUUUCAAAGUCUUUAUUUCUGAAUUGUUUUUAUAUUUCUUUUCUUGACUUUUGGCUAUAAGAUUUCAUGUAAGUUUUGAAUUUGAUAUUUUAUAGAAUUUUUUAAAAGCCACUGUGAUUUACUAUUUUUUUUAAGUUAAAGUGUGUUUAAUAAUAGUCCUUAACACAUCCUGUAAUGGAGGGAUCUGUUCAUUUAUAGAUCAUGCCUUGAGACCUCUAGGAUUAAUUUUUUUUUAAAGAAAGUUAAUGGGUUUGAAGCUUUUUAUUCAAUCUUUUAACUUUGAGAUUCUAAAUUUUUCUCUUUGUGCUGAAGCAUGCAUUUAACAUGUCAUCAAAAGAUUUUUAAAGUUUUUUUGAGUUAAAUAUUUCUUUUUUUUUGAGUUAAAUAUUUCUAAGCCACAUUCAUGACUGUAUCAGUAUAUCUUAAUUUUGCCAUAUUUUGAUCACUAUACAGCCAAAGUUGACAUAAAUGGGCUCUAGACAGCAUAUAUGUUGUGUUGAUGAAAUGUAUAUCUGUGUGUAUAUAUGACCAAGUCCUGUAAACUUAUGAAGUGGCUGAAAGCCUAAGUUGUUUAACAAAUGUAACCCCUGCCAAAGUUCCGAUGGCCACCACAGAUUUGCUGUUUGAACCACAUAUGCUGUGCCUUUCUGAGGAGGUUAAGAAUAUACCAU
Molecule: messenger RNA, 2360 nt
Organism: Nyctereutes procyonoides (raccoon dog)
Lineage: Eukaryota; Metazoa; Chordata; Mammalia; Carnivora; Canidae
Gene: GNA14
Product: G protein subunit alpha 14
Exons: 7
Coding region: 454-1521 (355 amino acids)
Biological process (GO): adenylate cyclase-modulating G protein-coupled receptor signaling pathway; action potential; phospholipase C-activating dopamine receptor signaling pathway
Cellular component (GO): heterotrimeric G-protein complex
Molecular function (GO): guanyl nucleotide binding; G protein-coupled receptor binding; GTPase activity
Source: RefSeq, a predicted model, not a curated record